Nymphalis io (European peacock) is the source of this 1611-nucleotide messenger RNA. RefSeq names its product aldehyde dehydrogenase, mitochondrial (gene Aldh). The transcript has 11 exons. The record is from RefSeq and is a predicted model, not a curated record. NCBI's taxonomy places the organism in Eukaryota, Metazoa, Arthropoda, Insecta, Lepidoptera, Nymphalidae. The coding region runs from base 67 to 1602 and encodes 511 amino acids. Gene Ontology annotation, molecular function: aldehyde dehydrogenase (NAD+) activity.
UCAUUUUACAAUAAUCAUAGUUAGUGCUUGUUACAACUUGUGAGGUUUGGACGUAUAUUAAGGAAAAUGUUGCGGAAUUUAAAUAAACUCGUACAAAUACAAAAAGCGAAGUUCGCCACCGCAGCAGCUCCGGCCCCUCACACCAAGCCUGAAAUUUUAUACACAGGGCUCUUCAUCAACAACGAGUGGGUGAAAUCAUCAGAUGGACGAACAUUCCAGACGGAGAAUCCAACAAACGGAAACGUAAUAGCGGACGUACAGCAAGCUGGUAAAGCUGACAUCGACAAAGCCGUAGAUGCAGCUAAGAAUGCCUUCAAAUUGGGGUCACCAUGGAGGCGGAUGGAUGCGUCACAACGCGGGUAUCUCCUCAACAAACUGGCGGACCUUGUGGAAAGAGAUAGGGCCUAUUUGGCUAGUCUAGAAACCCUGGACAAUGGUAAGCCGUACCUAGCAGCUUACCAUGGGGAUUUGGCAUCGGUAAUAAAAAACCUGAGGUACUACGCAGGCUGGGCGGACAAGAACCACGGAAUGGUGUUGCCCGUCGAUGGAAAAUACUUCGCCUACACACGGCAUGAACCCGUCGGUGUAUGCGGUCAGAUAAUUCCGUGGAACUUCCCGCUGCUGAUGGCCGCGUGGAAGCUGGGCCCGGCGCUGGCGGCGGGCUGCACGCUGCUGCUGAAGCCCGCCGAGCAGACGCCGCUCACCGCGCUCUACCUCGCGCAGCUCGUCAAGGAGGCCGGCUUCCCCGCGGGGGUCGUGAAUGUGGUGCCGGGCUUCGGGGACGCCGGCGCCGCCAUCGUCGACCAUCCCGACAUCGACAAAGUCGCCUUCACCGGCUCGACGGAGGUGGGCAAGCUGAUCCAGCGCGGCGCGGCGGGCUCCGUGAAACGCAUCACGCUGGAACUGGGCGGGAAGUCGCCCAACGUGGUGCUGGCCGACGCCGACCUGCCCUACGCCGUGGAGCAGUCGCACAUGGCGCUCUUCUACAACAUGGGACAGUGCUGCUGCGCCGGGUCGCGGACGUUCGUGCAGGACUCCAUCUACGACGAGUUCGUGUCGCUGUCCGCCGCGCGCGCCGCCCGUCGCGUGGUGGGCGACCCGUUCCGCGCCGACACCGAGCAGGGCCCGCAGAUCGACGGCGAGCAGCAGGAGAAGAUCCUGCAGCUCAUCGCAAGCGGCAAGCGGCAGGGCGCGCGGCUCGUGUGCGGGGGGGCGCGCGCGGGGGACGCGGGGUACUUCGUGCAGCCCAGCGUGUUCGCAGACGUGCGCGACGACAUGGACAUCGCGCGCACAGAGAUCUUCGGUCCCGUUCAGCAAAUACUUAAAUUUUCACAAUUGGACGAAGUUUUAGAACGCGCUAACAGCAGUGAAUACGGUCUAGCUGCUGCUGUAUUUACCAAAGACCUCGACAAGGCUAACUAUCUCGUUCAGGGCUUACGUGCAGGAACAGUCUGGGUGAAUGAUUACAACGUAUUUGGAAACCAAGUACCCUUCGGCGGCUUCAAGCAAUCGGGUAUCGGACGCGAAAAUGGACCGUAUGGCAUCAAGAACUACACCGAAGUCAAGGCGGUAGUUGUCAAACUAACCGAAAAGAACUCGUAAAAUAAUCAA